CAGGACGCCUGGGCAAGACAAGAGAAGCAAGAAUGUCAUAUCUUCCACACAGAUUUUAACAUUCGAGAUACCUAAAAAGGAGAGGAAAAUGAAAUUUGGGGAACACUUAGCUGCCCAUACUACUCCAGAAUGGCGGAAACAGGACAUUCAGUACGAGACGAUGAAGGAAGCUCUUUACGAGUGUGUAGAAGGGGUGCCAUCAGCAGAAGAGGUCGACCCAGAAACCAUUGAAAGAUAUUAUGCCAAAUUUGAUGAAAAAUUCCUCCAGAAAUGUGACAAGGAACUAAAAAAAAUCAACACAUUUUUUGCAGAAAAACUAGCAGAAGCAGUCAGAAAGUAUGAAAGUCUUAAGGCUGAGCUGGAGGCUUUCAAACGGAUCCACAUGGCAAGCCAGGAGACCAAUUUGCGCAGACGAAAACAAGGUGGUCAGCUUCAGGGACUGCUAAAACUCCCAGCACACGUUGUGCAGGACAAAUCUGCCAAAACAACAAGGAAAAUUCACGAUUUAAAAUUGGCCUACAGCGAAUUUUACUUGAGUCUCAUCUUGUUACAAAAUUACCAGACUUUGAAUUUUACAGGAUUUCGUAAGAUUUUAAAGAAGCACGACAAGCUGCUGCAAACCAACAGUGGAGCAGAAUGGAGGCAAGCCCAUGUAGAAGUAGCACCAUUUUAUACCAGCAAGGAGGUGGAAAGGUUGAUCUCAGAAACAGAGAAUACUGUCACUUCGGAAUUAGAAGAAGGAGACAGGCAGAAAGCAAUGAAAAGAUUGCGUGUCCCUCCCUUAGGAGAUCAGCAAAUUCCAUGGACAACAUUUCGUGUUGGGUUAUUCUCAGGGAUAUUUAUUGUCUUGGUGGUGACAGUAAUAAUAUCAGCUAUUUACACCGAGGAAGUUGACUGGAAAACAGCACUGCGGAUGUAUCGUGGCACAUUCCUGAUCAUUUUCUUCCUCUUCCUUCUUGGGAUUGACACAUAUGGCUGGAGGUCAUCCGGGGUCAACCAUGUACUUAUAUUUGAACUGGACCCAAGAAAUCAUCUUUCUCAUCAGCAGAUUUAUGAGAUUGCCUGCUUCUUUUCUGUGAUCUGGGCCAUAAGCCUGAUGGCAUAUCUCAAGUUCUAUUUCAUCCCAGUGUUUGCCAACCCACUGGCUUUAGUGGGCUUCUUGUUCCUGUAUCUAGUCAACCCUUUGCCUGUGCUGCAUAAAAAGUCAAGGUUCUGGCUGCUUAGGAUUUUGUGGAGAAUCAUAGCUGCUCCUUUCUACCAUGUAGAAUUUGCUGAUUUCUGGCUGGCAGACCAGCUGAACAGUUUGACCCUGGUGAUACUUGACCUGCAGUAUUUCAUAUGUUAUUAUGUUGCAGAGGUGGACUGGCUGGGAGAUGCUAAACAGCCAGGGAUUUGCUCACACAGCUUGCCAGUACAUAUAUCCACUGCCAUUGUUGCUGUUCUUCCUGCCUGGUGGCGCUUUGCCCAGUGCCUUCGUCGUUAUCGAGACUCAAAAUUGGUGUUUCCCCAUUUAGUCAAUGCAGGGAAAUAUUCUACUACUUUCCUUGUGGUGCUGUUCUCAUCGCUGAAUGCUUGGUAUAAAGACCAACAUGGGCAUGCUGUGAUCCAAAACAAUUUAUUCUUCUACCUGUGGGUGGCCGCGGCAGUGUUGAGUACUGCCUACACUUAUACCUGGGAUAUUAAGAUGGACUGGGGACUAAUGGACAAGAAGGCUGGGGACAACAAGUUCCUUAGGGAGGAGAUAGUGUAUGCUUAUAAGGCCUAUUACUACUUUGCCAUAUUAGAAGACUUCUUUCUGAGAUGUACAUGGACCAUAGUUGUGUCUGUAGGAGAGAAUGAAAUGUUGAACAAUGAAAUACUACGCACAGUAUUAGCCAUGCUUGAGGUUGUCAGGAGAUUCAUAUGGAAUUUCUUCCGUCUUGAGAAUGAGCAUUUAAAUAACUGUGGUCAAUUCAGAGCUGUGCGGGACAUCUCAGUCGUCCCUAUAGCUGCCAGUGAUCAGGCCCUACUGGAGGACAUGAUGGACCAGGAGGAUGGAGUGAUCAAUAGAAAGAAAAAAGGGCGGAGUUAAUGGGUCAGUUUCUGAAAGGGAGGCAUAUUAAUAAACGAUAAAUAUCUGUGAACAACUGAGAAAAGGGUAAGCAACAAAAAGAUUGAGGUCCAAGCACCAGGAAAUGUCAUAUGUACUAAUGGAAGAAAAAGUGGGACUGCAAUGUGAAAUGAAAACU
Messenger RNA from Lingula anatina, 2228 nucleotides. RefSeq names its product solute carrier family 53 member 1-like. Gene Ontology annotation, biological process: phosphate ion transport; cellular response to phosphate starvation. Gene Ontology annotation, molecular function: phosphate transmembrane transporter activity; inositol hexakisphosphate binding. Gene Ontology annotation, cellular component: plasma membrane; cytoplasm; Golgi apparatus. The record is from RefSeq and is a predicted model, not a curated record. NCBI's taxonomy places the organism in Eukaryota, Metazoa, Brachiopoda, Lingulata, Lingulida, Lingulidae.